Hyla sarda is the source of this 4309-nucleotide messenger RNA. RefSeq names its product tubulin folding cofactor E like (gene TBCEL). NCBI's taxonomy places the organism in Eukaryota, Metazoa, Chordata, Amphibia, Anura, Hylidae. Gene Ontology annotation, biological process: protein folding. Gene Ontology annotation, molecular function: alpha-tubulin binding. The transcript has 9 exons. The coding region runs from base 208 to 1494 and encodes 428 amino acids. The record is from RefSeq and is a predicted model, not a curated record.
UGACCAGUCACAUGAUCAUGACAUCAUCACAGGUCCUGCAUCAUCCAGCUUCUCAUCGCUGCUGUGUUUGUUGUGACACAGAGGUGCAGGCAGCCCGAGGAUCCCUGUGUGCGGCUGUCAGCAGGCCUCCCCGUGCCGUGUAGACAAUAGAAGCAAAUAAUCUGGACUCGAGGAACUCCCUAUGUCACAGGCAGAAUAGGUAUUGAGAUGGAAGCAGAAAUGGAACCACCUUGUGGAAGGAGUUUCAUGCAGGUGCUGUGUGAGAAGUACAGCCCAGAAAACUUCCCCUACAGGAGGGGCCCGGGUGCUGGAGUGCAUGUUCCCCCAGGGCCACAGGUAUCACCUAUGAAAGAUCGCUUGAACCUUCCAAGUAUACUGGUCUUGAACAGCUGUGGUAUCAGCCAUGCUGGGCAUGAGCGUGAGAUUGCUGCAUUUUGUUCCCACGUUUCUGAACUGGACCUGUCUGGGAACAAGCUGGACAACUGGCAGGAAGUCAGUAAAAUUGUGUCCAGUGUGCCUCAGUUGGAGUUCUUGAAUCUCAGCUCUAACCCUCUGCACACAUCUGUCUUGGAAAGGGAAUGUGCUAGGACAUUUUCUGCUAUUCGUAAGCUGGUUCUCAAUAAUUGUAAAGUUUCCUGGGAGACAGUCCACAAGUUGCUGUUGGAAUUACCAAACUUGGAGGAGCUCUUCUUGUGCCUUAAUGACUAUGACACCGUAGUGAGUUCUCCAGUUUGUUUCCGUUCCCUAAAUCUUCUUCAUAUAACGGACAAUAAUCUUCAGGAUUGGUCGGAUAUCUGUAAAUUAGGCACAAUGUUUCCAUGUCUCCAUACUCUUGUCCUUGCAAAUAACAACAUUUUGACUAUUGAAGACACAGAUGGAUCACUAUCACGGUUGUUUCCAAAUCUCCGCUUAAUAAGUCUUCAUAAAUCUGGUUUAAAUUCAUGGGAAGACAUUGAGAAACUAAAUACUUUACCUAUGCUUGAAGAAGUCAGAUUAUUAGGUAUACCUCUUGUGGAGCCUUACAGCACAGAAGAACGUAGAAAAUUACUUAUUGCAAGAUUGCCGUCUGUUUCCAAACUGAAUGGCAGUGUUGUCACAGAAGGUGAAAGAGAAGACUCAGAGAGAUUCUUCGUCCGUUACUAUAUGAAUGUCCCAAAGGAAGAAGUUCCAUUACGAUACCAAGAGCUAGUUAGGAAGUACGGUAAGCUGGAGCCACUGGCUGAAGUGGACCUACGACCUCAGAAUCAAGCUAGCGUUGACAUUCACUAUGAGGAGAAAGUCCAGAAGAUAAGUGUCCGACUUGACCAGACCGUGGCUGAAUUCAAGAAGCAACUGAAGACUGUCGUACAGUUAUCCACAAACAACAUGCGAAUUUAUUACCUGGACCACGAGGCUCCUUUUGGGAUUGAAGAGAUGAAAUUCAGCACACGGGCUUUACAUUCAUAUAACGUCCGCGAUGGAGUGAAAUUUUAUGUGGAACCAAAAAUCAAAUGACCGUAAAUAAUUUAUGUACAGCUAUAGCUAUAUAUGUGAUCUAUGUACAGAUUUUUUAUUGUUUGUCUUUUUAUCAUUUUAUUUCAUUAUUCCCCAUUAUGCCUGCACAGCUUUGCACUGGAGCCCUUGUAUUCAUGUUUGGGUUAAGAGGUUUAUGUAUGUAAAGUUUAAUUCUUGGAAACGGGAAAGAGACAUGCUUUUAUUCCUAAUAACUUUAAAGAUCAAUGCUUGCUAUCAGUGAAUGGAAAUAUUCUUUACGUACAAUGGCUGAAAUGUGCCCUGUUCUUGUACUGCAUACACAACAGCGGCAUGGCUAAAUAAAUUAAAUGUAAUGAAUUGUGCAUCCCUGUCAGCUGGACAUUAUCAGGGAAGUUUUUUAUUCACAGACAGUAAGCACAGAUUUUUAAGGAACCUAGCAUGUUAAAAAGUUUUAAAACUUAAUAUUCACUUUAGUUACAAAAGACCAUAAGACCCCUUUAAGUAGCCAAAUCCAAAGCACUAAGUAGACACAGGGUUGUCACCAGUUUUUCAUUACAUUUAAUUCAGUAAGAAAAUAUACUGGGAAAUUUGAAAUCAACCUUAUAAAAUCAAUUUUUAAGGUUGUAAGUGUCUAUACCUACCUUUUGAGUGGGUAGUGGAUAUACUGUAUACUGUAACAGUGACAGACCUGUACAGUGCCUGCAGUGUGCAUGAGCACCCAUAUUGUUAUAGCUAUAUUUGUUAUUGUUAGAUUUGUUUGUUUGUUUUGCUUUGUGUUGAAUGAAGAUAUUUUUGUUGUAAAGACUUUGAACACACAGCCAUUAGGCCAGAAGUGAGGAUUAUACAACUGAUCUGUGAAUGUUACCAGUAAUGUAACUUGCAAAAACCCCAACUAGAUAUUCUAUGGUGAUAAACAUUUUAGUUUUUGUACCCUAAAUAGCAUUAUAUUGUUUAUCUGCAUAGAUUGCACCAGUAGAACCACCACAAAUCAGUCAGGUUAAGAGUAGUUCCAGAUGCAGCACCUAUAAAAACCUGAUGGUGGUCUAUGUUUAAUUUCGUCAAACAGCACAAGGUUUGCUGUCAUAUUACAGACCCUAAAAUGGUCUAGGGAAAAUUGGCUACAGUUUUUUUUUUCUUUCUGUUAAAACAUUCACAAGUGUUUAUUUUUAAUCUUUUUUAAGGUGCUCCUCCACGUAAACAGCGGAAAUAGUGUCCAUGCCAGUGUGGCUUGUCAAACAAUCCUGAAGUUCCUUUAGCUUGUCUUUAAGUUCCCAGGGUCCUUGUGGUCAGCCUUACAAUUCACUUAUUGCAAAAAAAAAUAAAAAAUUAGCUUACAGUCAGUAAAUAGGAUAUAAAUCGGUCCUGUUCAUGUGAUGAAUCAUGUAGGCAUUCAGUUUUGUUAUGAGAGACAUCUCUGAUAACUGUACUGUAAGGUUCACACUGAGCAGUUAUGUGGCAGAUUUUCCUUUUGUGGAUUAGUGUGUGGGAAAUUGGCAGCAUAUUAAGGUAGCUAAGUGGAUGGAUAUUUAGAAAUGUCAUUCAUAUGCUGCAGAAAAAAAAAAAAUCUACAAUAAAACCAUGUGUAAAGUGACCUGCAAUGCAGAUUUCAAACCCUCAGCAUGUGAAUUUAUGAUGCACAUAUGCUGUGGAGUUAUUGCCCCAUUUACUGGGGAAUUAAAGGGGUACUCUGGUGGAAAACAUUAUUAUUAUUUUUUUUUUAAUCAACUGAGUUAAACAGAUUUAUAAAUCACUUCUAUUUUAAAAUCUUAAUCCUUCCAGUAUUUAUCAGCUGCUGUAUGCUCCACAGGAAGUUCUUUUCUUUUUUAAUUUCUUUCCUCUCUGACCACAGUGCUCUGCUGACACCUCUGUCCAUGUUAGGAACUGUCCGGAGCAGGAGCAAAUCCCCAUAGCAAACCUCUCCUGCUCUGGACAGUUCCUAAAAUGGACAGAGGUGUCAGCAGAGAGCACUGUGAUUUAAAAUAAUUGUCUUCCACCGGAGUACCCCUUUAAAUAUCCUCGAUCCACAAUUAUUGCAGACUUUACUGUAAAACCGCUGCAGAUCCACAGCAAAAUCCACAACCACAGAUUUGAAUUAUAUAGAUUUUUAUACUUGAAUAUAUUUUACUCCCAAAUCUGAAGCAGCAAUUCUGCAACAAAUCCAUAAGAUUUUGUGCAGAUUUUUGCUGCUGCACAUUAAGCUGUAGAAAUGCUGCAGAAGAUCUGCAGCAUAACCAUCCCAUGCAGCCUUCCCAUAAUGACCCAAGCACCAGUGUGUCGUGUGUCUAUCACAUGAUUAGGACUGCAUUUUAUCCACUGGAAAUAAGCAGUAAAGCUUCCAAGUGAAUGACCACAAGGAGACAUCUUGUGAAGAAUUGAUACAGAAAGUACUGUAUAUUUGAAAAUUAAGUUUUCCUUAAGUUCCCGGGGUCCUAGUGGUUAAUAUAUACAUUUCACAUUAAGUAUUUUAAUAUAAAUAAUAUUUAUUUACAAUUUUCCUUUACCUAUAAUGGUCUGUGGUUAUACUGUAUAGCCAGCAAUGUUAUUAUGUAUUUAUGCUGAUUCAUCUAAUUUUUAAGAACUAAUUUUAGACUCUUGUUUUUCCUUGCAGUCAUUUUUAUGUUGUUUCUUUCCACCUGCCUUAUGCGAUAUACUCACAUACACCCCUCUAGGAAAAGUUCUUUCACUGACCUUUUUAUCCUUUUGAAAGUACAGUAUCUAGCUUAAUAUUGCCUGAAUCCCCAAGAACUCUUCUCAACCUAUAGUCACCCUUCUUCGCUUUCUUGCUGGCAGAGAAUCUUUAUCAAGUUUUAAUUAAACUCCCAUUGAGUUACCUCUG